Erythranthe guttata (spotted monkey flower) is the source of this 1268-nucleotide messenger RNA. The record is from RefSeq and is a predicted model, not a curated record. Lineage: Eukaryota; Viridiplantae; Streptophyta; Magnoliopsida; Lamiales; Phrymaceae.
AGCCGGAGACGAACAGCUUCCAUAUGCCGUGGGGAGAGAUGACUAUCACUCUCCACGAUGUCCAGAUGAUUCUAGGUGCCAAUGUGGAGGGACGGGUGGUCGCGCCUAGGUACGACGAUGCCACCGAGCGGACAAACUGCGUGUAUUUGCUGUCCGAGGCCUUAAACCUCGAGUUUGAGGAGAUUGACGAGUCGUGGAAGCAUGGGGGCCCCACAUGGAGGAUGUUACAGGGACAGUUGUUGAUGCCCGACACGCCCAUGAGACGCCGAGUUCAGAUAUACCUGGUGUUUCUCCUCGGAUCGAUUUUAUUCCCCGACAAGACAUGUGAUCGGGUGAAACCGUGGUAUAUGCACGUGCUCGAGGAUUCAGUGCUUGAUCAGGUCGGCACGUAUUCGUGGGGUUCGGCCUGUUUGGCCAAUCUAUACAGAGAGUUGGGUAUAUGCAGCCGAGCACAGUCGAGGGGCUUGGCGGGUUGCACCACCCUUCUUCAGUGCUGGAUAUACGAGUAUUUCCCGAGAUUCCAGCCGCCGGAUGAGAGCGAGCGCUACCGCGAGUUUCAGCCUCGAUGCAAGAGGUGGAACGCGCCACCAAAAGCGGGCACGCUCGAGCAUAUUCGAGGUUUACUCGAUAAUAUGACAGCGGAUGAUGUCGAGUGGCUACCGUAUGGUCGGGAUAUACACGAGAGUAUCCCUCGUACGUUGUAUCAUGGCACGAUCCAGUACAUGUGGGUCGUAGAGCCGUAUAUGCCUGAUCGUUGCGUCCGACAGUUUGGAUGGGUUCAGGAUAUACCACGCGGCUUGAUUCCGUCGAUGGAGCCAUGUUCACGCGGUCCCAAAGGAGGUACAUCGUACAAAGUCAACUACCCAUUUCCGGGUGGGAUGUGGGACAUGGUCCAGGCUCAUUCCAUUCAUGCCCGCGCAUACAAGACGGCACGACAACGGGGGGAAGUCGACGAGCACUACAUGGAGUGGUACACUGAUCGGACUCAUCCGAAGAUCAACAACCCCGACGUAGGCCCGGCUCCAGUGCAUCGAGAGAAUGUGAGGCCACCAGAUCAGCCGGCUUUUUACCAGGUAGUACGUGCCCUGUACCCGAUCACCAGGAGCACUGGACAGGACUGGAUGCAGCAGUUUGCCGAUCUACGUGCCGAUCUUGGAGAUAUUAUGCAGCCCGCCGCCCGAUAUCUUGGCAUCGACCGUGACAACGACGACGACGAUGACGACGACGACGAUCAUGAGGUGCAGCCGCCGAGGAGAGCGAGGCGGUAG